AUGGCCGGAAGAUUCCCUUACUCCGAAAAAGGGAAAGGGAUAGCGUACGACAAAGAACCCUCUCUUCGAAAAAGAAUCCAAGCUCCGGAGCUUGACACGACGGACUUUGAAGAAGAAAAUUCUCUCACCCUAAUAGGAAGAGUAACAAACCCCCAUGAACAACGGAUCCGGGCUCUGAUUCCGUACUUCACAAACAGAUGGGAGCUGAAAGGAAACAUAGUAGGCUCAGACCUGGGAAACAACUGUUUCCAGUUCCGUUUCAGACUCAAAGAAGAUCUACAAAGAAUUCUGAACAAUAGACCAUACCAGUUCGCCAGAUGGAUGGUGGUGCUUCAGAAAUGGGAACCAGUUAUCUCUAACACGUUCCCAUCCCAAAUCCCGUUCUGCAUCCAACUCAAAGGAAUACCCCUCCACUACUGGAAGCCGAAGACUAUAUGUAACAUAGGAAAAGAGGUGGGAGAGCUCCUCAGGCACGAGAUAACAAAGACAGAGGUCAAGAUCUACGCCUCCAUAAACGUGUUGCUCCCGCUGGUGAAAGAAACGGUCCUGGAGUUUGCAUCGGGCGCUGAGGCCCUAGUCACCCUUGAGUACGAAAGACUUGGCAACCACUGCCGGAUCUGCAACCGCCUCUCGCACGCUGAAACUGACUGCCCGGAGAACGUAGAGAACACCAAUAAGACAGCCCACGCUGCUACCUACAACAACCCCAGUCAAGCACCAAAGACCACGGAGAGGGUCAGAUCUACGAACGAGGAAAUGUACCACAGAGAACAAAGAGGCCAAAGAGAGAGUUCUCAAAACUCCUACCAGAGAAGAGAUAGACAUGGGAACCAUAUAGGCGAAAGAUCUUUCUACAGCAAUGUACCAAAAGAGGUAUCCAGAGAGCGAUCUGGAGAAAGAAUCCAGUCCCCCUCCCCAAGACCAACGUACUCGGAUAGGAGAAACUACCAGGAAUAUACCUCCAGAGCGGCCCCACCGCAGUACACCAACGAGAGAAACCUUAGGGGUUCACAGGGAGAGAAUCAGCGAGGCUCUCGUUCCCAAAGUCAACUAAAUCAGAGAGAGGAAGCCUCAGGAAGAUUCCAAUGGAGAGAAGUAGGUCACAGAUCGAGAGGAGCCCAACUGGCACUUACAGAGAGAUCGGAGUCGUCAAGACCACGACGACAAGAGGUAGAGAGUGCGCAAAGAACCUCCCCAUCCCCAAUAAUUCAAGGCAUCCCUACAACAGAGGAGGUUAUGGAAGACUUGCAGGAUGUAACCAUCUGUUACGUCAACGUAGCUGAUCCUGUGGAAAGAGCAGCAAGAAGACAGAGGGUCAUGCAACCAGAGGACCAAGAGUUAAUGGAGACAACAGCAGCAAAUAUAGUAGCAGCGGCUACAGAAUCAUACUACCGAACUCUACAAUUUGACCAAGAAGAAGAGGUCGUAGUAAACGAAGCGCUGGUACCUGAGGAAACUGUGAUCCCAGAGACCCAACAGAUCAACACAAAGAAACGUAGGGGUAGGCCACCAAAGAGUAAAAGGAACAGCCCCAUGGUCGGGACUAGCAUCAGAGGAAGACGAUUCACGCAGGCAUCGCCGGGGAACAAGAAACGUCUAACUAAAACAGCUCCCACAAACGACGUGGGCCCAUCAAGACCGGCUGCUUCCCACCAAGCUCCAACACUCUCAAGUUCCAGUAGACAGGCACCUAUAGGCACAAUCAUUCCGGCCAUUUCAAAGGCAACGGGAAAUUUUCGGCCUCAGUCAAACCCUCUUCCUUAA
Messenger RNA from Microthlaspi erraticum, 1764 nucleotides. NCBI's taxonomy places the organism in Eukaryota, Viridiplantae, Streptophyta, Magnoliopsida, Brassicales, Brassicaceae. The record is from the annotation of a GenBank genome assembly.